GCCUCUCUGGGCACUCACUCAUUCCUGGGGUUUGAAUGCACGUUGGGCUGUAAUUAAGAACUCUUGGAGGCGUACUUAACUUGUGACGUGGUGCUUUUCUUUCCCUCUCGACGAGAAAGUGGCUCCUUCUUCCCUGAAUCAGGACCUCUGCCAUCCAGAGUCACAAAGAGACAUUCUGGACAUAUCCUGCACACACAAACUUAAGUGAAGAAGAUUCUUUUGGCUAUAAAAAAUGAAGAGUCUACUCUUUCUGGUGCUGAUUUCUAUCUGCUGGGCUGAACAUACUGGCAACUACACUCUGGAGCAUGACAGAAUUAUUCACAUCCAAGAAAAUGGACCCCGUCUACUUGUGGAAGCAGAACAAACUAAAGUCUUCUCGCACAGGGGUGGCAAUAUCACACUACCGUGUAAAUUUUACCGUGAUCAUACAUCAGCUGGCUCAGGAACCCACAAAAUUCGUGUCAAGUGGACCAAACUCACCUCAGAUUACCUCAAGGAAGUGGACGUCUUUGUCGCAAUGGGACUCCACCAGAAGAGUUAUGGAAACUAUCAGGGCAGAGUGUUUCUGAAAAAAGGCAGUGAAAAUGAUGCUUCUCUUGUAAUCACAGAUAUAACACUGGAGGAUUAUGGGAGAUAUAAAUGUGAGGUGAUUGAAGGAUUGGAGGAUGACAUAGCAGUGGUAUCUUUGGAUUUACAAGGUGUUGUAUUCCCUUACUUUCCACGGCUGGGUCGCUACAACCUAAACUUCCAUGAGGCUCAGCAAGCUUGUCUGGACCAAGAUUCUGUUAUCGCCUCCUUUGACCAAUUGUAUGAAGCAUGGAGGUCGGGGCUGGAUUGGUGUAAUGCAGGCUGGCUCAAUGAUGGAUCAGUUCAGUACCCUAUCACCAAACCCAGAGAGCCCUGCGGAGGAAAGAACACAGUGCCUGGAGUUAGGAAUUAUGGGUUCUGGGAUAAAGAUAAAAGCAGAUAUGAUGUUUUCUGUUUUACAUCAAACUUCAAUGGCCGUUUUUACUACCUAAUACAUCCAACCAAGUUGACCUAUGAUGAAGCGGUGCAGGCCUGCCUCAAGGAUGGAUCCCAGAUUGCUAAAGUAGGCCAGAUAUUUGCUGCCUGGAAACUUCUAGGAUAUGAUCGCUGUGAUGCCGGCUGGUUGGCUGAUGGCAGUGUCCGCUACCCAAUCUCAAGGCCAAGAAGACGCUGCAGUCCUGAUGAAGCAGCAGUGCGCUUUGUAGGCUUCCCAGAUAAAAAACACAAGCUAUAUGGUGUCUACUGUUUCAGGGCGUACAAUUGAAAGUACCUAGAGCACAACAAUUUUAAAUUCAUUAAGAACAUGUGAAAGAUUUCUUUUCUAUACGAACUCAUGCAAGUUACCAAAACUGUGAUAAACCUUUUUUACUUACUGUAAAGAGUCAUUUUCAUAAGUCCAACCCUUUAAUUUGAUUUUGUUUUGUUAAUUCAACAGACAUUUUAAAUUAAUAUAAUUGAAUGAAAGCUCUAGGUAAGGAAGCUUUGGAGCCAAACUCUUUAAGCCACACCAUCCCAACGAAGUAUAUUUUUCAUGAAUGGAGCAUGCAAUAGCUUGACAAUUGCUAGGACUAAAUUAAGAAAUGUAAGGCUACUCAAAGCAGAAGUUUUUUCAAGCACAAAUUUUACACAUUUGUACCAUUUUGAGAUGCACUACGAAAAAUUAGAUUGGCAGUUUUGAAAUACGAUAAUUUUUCUUAACGGGUUCAGUGAGGUUUUGCAAAAUAAAAAACACAUUUUCAAAGGGGGACAAUAUAUACAGUUUGAUGAAAACAGCAACUCAAACAGUGCACAAAAUAGGACUUGUUUUACCAUUUAAAAUCUUGCCUUCCAGAAAAAUAAGCUCAUAUGUGAGCCAAUGCGUAGCAAAAAGCACAACUAGAUCUCCUGAACAUUUCAAUUUGUUUUUAUUGUGUGUAAAACAUUGAUGAGUGGGUGAAUAAUUAACUAAUGAGUGAACCCUACUUCUUAGUUCAAACUGAAGAUGCCUGAGAAGUGUUGUAUUAUCUUUGAGUAGCUUUACUGAGUUAUUUUUAAACUCUAAAGGCCAUUUGCUAAGCAGCAUUUAGCAUCUACUCAGGGCAGUUGUAUAGAUGAACUGCUGGACAGAUAAAUUGUAAAAUUUAGCAGCUUGAUUUUAUGUUAGCCUUUGAAAUGUUAUUGUCUUUAUAAAAAAUAUUUCUGUUAUUUACACAUCAUGAAAGAUAAACAUUUGGGAAAAACACAUUAAAAAAAUCAACACAGUCUCUACAAUGAGAGAAAAAUCUAGUCCCAACAAAAAAAGAUAAAAAACAAAACCACCCCACCAUAUUUCCUGUUUGUAUACAUACUUAAGCCCAAUUUAUAUCCCAAUACAAAUAUUACUGUUUCUAAACCCAUCAAAUAAAAAUAGUAAAUGUGGUCAAUUCAAUCUGGUUUUAUGAUUCAUCAUUAUUAAGAUUAAUGGAAAAUGCUAGAAAUUGUUAGCAAUUUCACCACAAUCUGCAGAGGUCUGCAUGGGAGACAUUUACCUUUGUCUUCCAGUAUCACAGAAAGAAAGCACUAUGCACAGUGCAUGGAGUUUCCUGAGGGCACCAAUUCUCAUUAAAUUAAUACCCAAUUCCCCUGAAUUUGAUAUCUGAGGCCAAGAUUUUUGUAAGCGACUAGUGAUUUUUGGAUGCUUCAAUUCUGGGUGCCCAACUUCAGACACCUGAAAGUUUUCAAAGAGUGGGUGCUCAACACUUUCUGAAAAUCAGACCUUAAAGAGGACCCAAAAAUUGGGCCCCUCAAAAUUACUAGUCACUGUUGAAAAUCUUGACCUUUGCAAAUCCGUUAGACAACUUUGAAAUUCCCAUCUGUAUUAGUAUCGCUAUUAAAAACAAAGCAAAUGUAGAAGUCUGUUUUCCUACAUCAUGUUUGCUGACUAUGAAGAUUUCAGAGGACCAAUAUUUGUAUUAAAUGAAGUUUUACAGUUUCCAUAGCUAAAUGAAAUAUAGUAUUAUCCCAGUACAACACAGCUGGUAUGCUUUCAUGGAUAUUUUUGUGUAGAUUUCCCCCCCCCCUCCCCCCACAUGAGUAAAUAAAUCUAUGAUUCCUGAAAUGACUGUGGUUCCGUUUUAAAUGCAUGGCAGGAUUGUAGUAGAAAGAUAUUGAAUUGGUGAGCAUCUUGCCAUUCCCAACAAGUGCAGAAGGCAAAAUUCCUUCCUGGUGAGACCUUUGUGAAAUAUGGAUAUUGGCUCGUACUUUCCAGGUGAAACAACGUCAUUGAAAAGAAAACUAUAAUAAUAUUUACUUCCACAAAAGCCAGGGUUUCUGGCAACUCAAGCACAAUGUAAACAUAAGUGAUUAUAAUAUAUGCACAAUUAAAAGGCCAAAUCAUACCUCCCUAUAGCCAAACGCUCUCAACUCCUUUCCCUUCAGAAGGAGGUCUCAGUUACUUUAGAGGAAUCUCUUCCCCUCCCCUCCCCCCCAUACACACUUCCCCACGCCUCCACACCACUAUUUCUCACAUACAUACACACAC
Messenger RNA from Chelonoidis abingdonii (Abingdon island giant tortoise), 3526 nucleotides. It is a transcript of the gene HAPLN1, whose product is annotated as hyaluronan and proteoglycan link protein 1. Gene Ontology annotation, molecular function: hyaluronic acid binding. Lineage: Eukaryota; Metazoa; Chordata; Testudines; Testudinidae. Gene Ontology annotation, cellular component: perineuronal net; synapse. The record is from RefSeq and is a predicted model, not a curated record. Gene Ontology annotation, biological process: cell adhesion; skeletal system development; central nervous system development.